AGGUCUGUGAUGGUAGGCAGGGGUUUGUGGUUGUGCUGUGGGAGCCUAAAAACCUGAAAGCAGCGAUUUACGCGCGAACUUUUAACUGCUUUCCAGCAUUAAACGCAGCCUGAGAAACUUGUCACUAGUGAGCUGGAUUAGUUUAUCAGUUUAAAGGGCAAGACAAGAAGAGCUCCGACACCCAGUCAACAUGGCAUACAGACGAGAGCGGAGCAUCAGGGAGAUCUAUGAAGAACGAGUUAACGGAAGAUCACAGCAGGCACCUUAUCAGAGAACGGUGAGCCUUGUGGAUAGGCGGCCUGCCCACAGCUGGACAGAGGAAGACUAUGACCGAGAGGCUGACUAUGACCACGGUCGUGGACGAGGAGGAUACCAUGGGGAUGAUCAGAGAGGCUAUUAUGGGGAGAGAGAGCAGUAUGGUGGAGAAAAAAGAGGUGGACCACCUUAUAGAAGGGCGGAUCCAUAUUUCUACUACAGAGGGUCUGCAGAAGAGCCCCCAGCAGCAAGACAGGCUGAGCUCAGGAACAAUAGCAGAGUGCCUUCACAGCCUAGGGGUCAAAGGUUACCUCCUCCUCGGCCGCUGAUGAGUAUACCCCGCAGAGGAGACGACAAUGUUAUGAACGGCACUGUGAAUCCGGACCGAGGGGAUGAACGUGAGAGCCUGAAGCGGAAAGCUCCAUUCCCCCCUGCUCGUGAGCAGUCCCCACCGAAGAGAGAGGUGCCCCCUGCCUCCCGUUCUCGAUCCAGCCGCAGCUACUCUCCUGAGUGCAGCAAGACCAGCUUCUCUCCACCUCUGCCCAAGAAGACUGCCAUCCAACAAGAAAAAGAGAGACCACCCAAUCGCACUGGUGAAUCUCAAGAUGGAUCCCCACACAGUUCAGUAUUAGCAACAAAGCAGGAGGAGAAGCCAGAGACUGGAGUGGAGCAAUGUGAGGAGACAGAAGUUAAGGAAGAUGCUGGCCAGACUCUAGAAGUACGUCGGGCACAUGUCAUCGCAAACAAAGCUCUGGAGAUUGAAAAGUUAUACAGGCAGGACUGUGAGACCUUCGGGAUGGUGGUUAAGAUGCUAAUUGCUAAGCAGCCAACUUUGGAGAAGCAGCUUCAGACAGCAUUGAAAGCGAACCUGGCAGAGAUUAAGGAACGAUGCCUGGAGGACCUCCGUCACUUUAUUUCUGAGGUGAAUGUAGUGCUUAAAUCUGACCAGUCUUGAUCGAGACUGGUUUCAUCAAAGGACUCCUUUACAAAGCACUUUUGGAAGCAGUGAUGUUUGCUAGUUUUGCCAACCCUUUUUGCUGCUUCAAACCAUUGUUAAAAACUACUAUACAAGCCACUUGAAAAUGUCAAGCUUAAAUAGCUUGGAAUCCGGUGGAACAGACAGAAUGAGUAUCAGCAGUAAACAGUGAUACUAUUUGAUUCUCAGUACAUUUAUUGGACAAUCCUGAUGUGGCUCAAAUGUCAGUGUUCAGUUGUCUGGUUUAAAAAAAUGUGUUGCCCUGAUUCACUGCCAAUAUACAUGCCAGAAAUAUUCAAGAUUUUCUUAUACUAAACACUUUUUAAUAAACUUUUCCUAAUAAAUA
This is a messenger RNA of Colossoma macropomum (tambaqui), 1577 nucleotides long. RefSeq names its product periphilin-1. The record is from RefSeq and is a predicted model, not a curated record. Lineage: Eukaryota; Metazoa; Chordata; Actinopteri; Characiformes; Serrasalmidae. Gene Ontology annotation, cellular component: nucleoplasm. The transcript is spliced from 10 exons. Gene Ontology annotation, biological process: protein localization to heterochromatin; negative regulation of DNA-templated transcription; negative regulation of gene expression, epigenetic. Bases 191 to 1210 code for a protein of 339 amino acids.